Myodes glareolus (Bank vole) is the source of this 1454-nucleotide messenger RNA. The record is from RefSeq and is a predicted model, not a curated record. NCBI's taxonomy places the organism in Eukaryota, Metazoa, Chordata, Mammalia, Rodentia, Cricetidae.
GCACGCGGGCCGCCAGGGGAGGUUUGGACCGCGCAUCUAGGCGGCGGCGGCCGAGGUCGGGCCGGGCGGCUCAACUGAAGCAACCCGCCGCCACCGAGGUGGUGAUGGGCAAGGAGGAGGAGAUUGCGCGGAUCGCCCGGAGGUUGGACAAGAUGGUGACCAGAAAGAGCGCGGUGAGGGGCGCGGGCCGCCAGGACCCUGGGGCCCCCGCUCCGCGGAGACCAACCGAACCCACCCGCGGGGAGAAUGAUACUCAGACCAGUCGAGACCCCUGCCCCAGGCCCGCCCUCUACCUUGUCCUGGGACUGCUGCUUCGCACUGGACAUCAAGCUGACUUGAGAGCCGCCCACUGGUCCCAUCGCCCAGCGGUGGUCGCGUGCGUUCUUAGUCCAGCCGUUGUCUCCCAUGUCUGCCCCCACCCUCCAGAACCAGGAGGGAGCCAUGGAUUUGCUGCGGGAGCUGAAGACCAUGCCUGUUACAUUACACCUGCUCCAGUCCACCCGUGUUGGGAUGUCUGUCAAUGCCCUGAGGAAGCAGAGCUCGGAUGAGGAGCUCAUUGCACUGGCCAAGUCCCUCAUCAAGUCCUGGAAGAAGCUCUUGGAUGUUUCUGAUGGCAAGACCAGGGAUCAAGGGAAGGGCAUGCCUCUGCCAUCACCGUCCUCAAAGGAUGCCUCAGGGACUGCUGAUUUCAGCUGCAAGAAGCCAGACCCACCGAGGACCUCAUCCACUCCGAGGAUCACCACGUUUCCCCCAGUACCCAUUACCUGCGAUGCUGUACGAAACAAAUGCCGUGAAAUGCUGACUUUGGCCCUGCAAACGGAUCAUGACCAUGAGGCUGUUGGUGUAGACUGUGAGCAUCUGUCAGCUCAGAUCGAGGAGUGCAUCUUCCUGGAUGUGGGAAACACAGACAUGAAGUACAAGAACCGUGUGCGGAGCCGAAUCUCCAACCUGAAAGAUGCCAAGAACCCUGGCCUGCGGCGGAAUGUGCUGUGUGGUGCCAUUACACCCCAGCAGAUAGCUGUGAUGACAUCAGAGGAGAUGGCCAGUGAUGAGCUGAAGGAGAUCCGUAAGGCCAUGACCAAGGAGGCCAUCCGUGAGCAUCAGAUGGCCCGUACAGGUGGCACACAGACCGAUCUGUUCACCUGCAGCAAGUGCAGGAAGAAGAACUGCACCUACACGCAGGUGCAGACUCGCAGCUCGGAUGAGCCCAUGACCACUUAUGUUGUCUGCAACGAGUGUGGGAAUCGCUGGAAGUUCUGCUGAACCCUUGUACGUACUGAUGUGUUGUAGUCCUGGCCAUGGCUAGCAUUGCCCCCCCCUCCUGCAAUGUUCUUGGAUACAGCUUCUCUGGAGAUCCCCAGAAGGUGGCAUGCCCUGUCCCAGCCUGCCUGCCUGCCUGGUGUGCACCUUUUCACCCUUUGUCCCUCAUUAUUAAAUGUUUUCUUUUGCCUUUC